CAUUCGGCAGUAUAUAAGCGCUCGCUGGAAGAGGACGGACGGCUUUCCCAAGCCCGCUUCAGGCAGCACCGCCAAAAAUCAAUUUUAAUCGCUUUUAUUUUUGUUUUAAAAAAAAAUCUUUUUCUUGACCAAAAAACAAACCACCUCAUCUGGAUAUUUCAUUUAAAUUCUCCUCCGUAUCCACAUGGCGAGUUCGGCCAACUCAAACCCGGUGCCUAAACUCUACAGAUCAGUGAUUGAAGAUGUAAUCAACGACGUACGAGAACAAUUCCUUGAUGAAGGAGUGGAUGAACAAGUUCUUAUAGAAUUAAAAACGCUAUGGGAGAGCAAGCUAAUGCAGUCAAAAGCUGUUGACGGCUUCCACUCAGAGGAGCAACAGAUUUUAAUUCAGGCUCAGCAGCAACAACAGCAGCAACAGCAGCAACAGCAGCAUCAACAUCAAGCUCAGCAGCAACAGCAGCAGCAGCAACAGCAGCAUCAACAUCAAGCUCAGCAGCAACAGACACAGCAAGUGCUCACAAUACCUGCUAAUUCAGUUUUCUCAUCUUCUCAUAAAUCAGGACCGCAAGUUAUUAUGCAAGAUGGGAAACUAAUACAACAUAUGAAUCCGACUGGCAUGAGUGCAGCUGCUACUGCAGCAACUUUGGCGUUACCAGCCGGUGUUCCAGCUCCCUACCAGCUUUCUAAUGGACCAAUACUAGCGAAUACAGGGCAACUGCUGCAAGUUGUACGAGCUCCUAAUGGAGCCCACUACUUUUUCCAGCCACACCAGCAAGUUGUACUUGCACAAUCAGUGACUCAGCAGCAGGUUAUUCAGCAGAUGCAGUCUGGUGGUGUGCAGGCACCUGUCAUACAGCAGAUGCUGGCUCCACUGCCACCUGGAAGUAUCCCUCAGCAGACCGGAGUGAUCAUUCAACCUCAGCAAAUUCUUGUUGCAGGGAACAAAGUUCCUUCAAACACACAGGUUAUGCAAGCCACCACUGUAGCAGCAACCCCAUCGACACAGGUUGCUCAAACAAACAGCUCCACUCCUGUUCAGCAGCAACCACAGCAGCAGCAGCAGCAACAGCAGCAGCAGCAGCAGCCGCAGCCACCUUUAGUGGUGCAAGUAGAUGGGUCUGGAGACACUUCAUCAGAGGAAGAUGACGAUGAUGAAGAGGAUGAGUAUGAUGAUGAGGAAGAAGAAAAGGAUAAGGAGGAGGUUGGGGAAGAUGGACAAGUUGAAGAGGAGCCACUGAACAGUGAAGAUGAUGUCAGUGAUGAAGAGGGGCAAGAACUCUUUGACACAGAAAAUGUUGUUGUAUGCCAGUAUGAUAAGAUCCACCGAAGUAAGAAUAAAUGGAAGUUCCACCUAAAGGACGGGAUCAUGAACCUCAAUGGGAGAGAUUACGUGUUUUCCAAAGCCAUCGGAGAUGCAGAGUGGUAAGAAUUCAGAUACUCUUGAGAAAGGACAGGCUCAGCGGACUGGACUAACGUUUGAAGUACGAACUGAAUUACGAAGCCUGCAAGUGAAAAGAAUACAGAACUACUGGUACCCAAGCUACUGAGUUGUACAACACUACGUUAUGUGGGGAAAAGCCUUACCACUGAAAUGGCUCACAUUUUAGAGAGAAAAAGAAAACAAUAUGCUUAACUAUCAGUCAUACCAUAAUACAGUCACUGCUUGCUGAUUGAUGAAUUACCAUCUACAGAGCUAGCGAGUUUACAAAACAUCAACCAAGACUCUUCUAAGGAGAAAGCAUUUAGAGGACCCAGUCACUGUGCUUUGUGCUAAGUGCUGUCAUUUGAACUGCGUAGAAACUGAAAUAAAUAAACAUUUUAAAAAAAAAGGUUCUUUUAUAGGGGAGGUUUAUAGCUGGGGAAGAAAGACCUUGUAAAUUCAAGACCCUUCACAUUUGUGUAGUGAUUGAAUAACUUCCUGACCCAGGACCAACACAUUCUUAAGAUGUAACAAUGGCUGAUAUAUUUUAAAAUUUAAAAAAACAAAGUUGAUAGAUUACUUCGAAUUGCAGACGAUUUGAUAACCUAGACAUGUAUUCCGUUUACCUUUUUUAUGCUGUGAUUUUAUUACGGUAUGCAAUAUAGUUGAGACGGACUCUUCAAAACUAAUGUCUUCACACCAUACCUGUGAUAAUUUUGAAAAAUCAGCCAGAUCCCAGAGGCUGAACAUACCAAACUGUGCUCUUAUAUAUAGUGCUAUUAUCAAGUGUUCCUUUUGCAGGCAUGUUUUAUAGUUUAAUUUUUUCUCUCUGUUUCACCUAUGUGGCACAUCGCACUAUACUGUAGAUCAGUGCAAGUCUAAUUUUAAUUGACUAUUUUUACUUAUGACUGUAACAGAUCAUUAUGUUAAGUUUUAAUAGAAAUCAUCAUGCCUGUUUUGAGGUUUUCGUUUCUUUUCCUACCCCCUUUGGUUUCAUGUAAUGGUUUUCUAAUCUUGAAAGACUUUGGAAUUUAAUAGAACAAGUUGAGGGAUUUGCCUUUUUUAAAAUGAUGAGAGAGACAUCACUUUUAGCUGUGCUUUCAACAGAGACAGUAUUAUACGAUUACUGAAAUGAUUCUUGAGUGUAAAGAGGGGAAAGAAAUGGCAAAGUUUGCACAUGGAGUGGAGAAACUUAAGGAAAAUAAAUUGAGCGCCUUUAAAAGAAAAAGAAAUAAGAAGCCAGCCAUUUACACAUGUUGCUUUUUUAAAAUUAAAAACAAAAGCCGCAUGGCAAUUUGACAAAGAACCACAAUUUUCAUUAGCUGAUCUUUUUUCUACUAUCCACAGCUACUUAGUCACCUGGUGUUGUACAUACGUGUAAGAGGGAAAUCUAUUUAUUAUGUUUGUAUAAUUCAUCUUGUACCAUUUAAAUCAAGGUUCUUAAUAAUAUAGUCAUCUUCGUUUAAGCCCCUGCUUGUAAGACCAUUAGAGAACUUAGUAUUUUGUUGUACUAAGAUUUAUUUUAAGUUACUUAAAAGUAUUUUGCCUUUGCAAAAAAUUUAAUUAAAAAUGCCCUUAAAGUUUGUGUUUAUUGCUUUAAUUUUCUAGAUUUCAUGUUAUUUUAUCUUGGGGGGAGAAAAAAAGAAUUAGGCAACAAAAUGUGUCUCUUCCUUGAACUCUAGUCAUUGUAGGUUUCAAUUCAGAUUGAUAUUUGGGUGGGAGUGUGUAUAUAUGUAUAUAAUUAACCCUAGCUUCAACAUUUUAAACUGAGUGAGAAUGAAUGCUUUGUUAUAAUUUAUAUUUUUCAUUUCAAAUAUAUUGUGAAUCGCUCAAU
Stegostoma tigrinum is the source of this 3254-nucleotide messenger RNA. It is a transcript of the gene gtf2a1, whose product is annotated as general transcription factor IIA, 1. The transcript has 10 exons. The coding region runs from base 185 to 1426 and encodes 413 amino acids. Gene Ontology annotation, cellular component: transcription factor TFIIA complex. NCBI's taxonomy places the organism in Eukaryota, Metazoa, Chordata, Chondrichthyes, Orectolobiformes, Stegostomatidae. Gene Ontology annotation, biological process: transcription by RNA polymerase II; transcription initiation at RNA polymerase II promoter. The record is from RefSeq and is a predicted model, not a curated record.